Molecule: messenger RNA, 1467 nt
Organism: Penicillium diatomitis
Lineage: Eukaryota; Fungi; Ascomycota; Eurotiomycetes; Eurotiales; Aspergillaceae
Product: RPAP1 family protein
Exons: 1
Coding region: 1-1467 (488 amino acids)
Biological process (GO): transcription by RNA polymerase II
Cellular component (GO): nucleus
Source: RefSeq, a predicted model, not a curated record
AUGGCGUUUCGAGGCGAACGUUUUAUGGUGGAUUUGGAUGAUGACACAAUCACGAUUCCCAGUGACCCUGCCCCGUCUCCCUUCUCAUUAAUCGGAGAGAUCAAGGAACGAGCACCCACCGCAGCCACACCAUCCGCUCCAGCACCACCCUCGGCCACAUCAUCCACCGGCUUUCCCGCGCAUCGUCGGCGCACCAAGACUCCCUCUUUCAAGGAACGUCGAUCGGGCCAAAAGACGACCGCACAGGCGGAUGUACUCGCGACGAACCCGACUCCCACGAUACAAGAUGAGAAGCGUUCUAUUGGGGAAGAGAACAGCCGUCAUUUGGCUUCCAUGUCCGAAGCGCAAAUUCAAAAAGAGCGGGAGGAGCUGAUGGCAUCAAUGGACCCUGGCCUGCUGGAGCGGUUCCUACGCCGAGCUCGUAUCGACGAUGAAGAAAACACCGCCACGAGACCAUCCCCCGUGGCACCAACGCCGAAGGAUUCUCCUUCACUCACGGCCAAGCCCGUGCCAAACCCUUCCCUAGGGAAGCCCAAGAAAUCCGUCACUUUCGACACGCCUCCCCCACCACCAUCGGGACAACAGAAGGGCGAGCAGACGGUCCCUCGAACCCCCAACUCUUUGCCAAGAGUACCCGCCAACGACGACCGUCAGCCUGUUCAACCUCCCAAAGACCUCCGACCCGCAUCAGAAAAACCUCCCAUCAUGGACCCCGCCGUCAUUGAAACCUUCCACUUCCCUCGUCCCAAACAGCCGAUGCCAGUCCUCGACCCCUCAUCGCCCGAUUUCCUCACAGACCUCCAGUCUCACUACUUCCCCGAAAUGGCCACAGACCCAGCCGCUCUCUCCUGGUUACGUCCCCCGUCCAGCGACCCCGAAGAUCCAGAAUCCACCUCCCCAUACCACCCCGCCAGCAGCGCGACAUCCAUGAGUCCCUCCGAGAUCCGAUUCUCCCUACGAGGCACCAUCCUCGGACCUACAACGUCCCUAUCCCUACCCACCACUCUCGGGCUACACCACCAUGGCGACGACCCCCAAGCAGCAGGGUACACCAUUCCAGAGCUGGCGAUUCUCUCGCGGUCAACGUUCGCGGCUCAGCGCUGCAUAGCCUGGCAAGUCCUAGGCCGAAUUCUGUUCCGCCUCGGCAAGGGCGAGUUCGGCGAACGCGGAGGACAAUUAUCGGAAGGGCUGUGGUUCGUCAUUGAGAAAGAGGGUGUGGUCGGCGGGAUGUUGGCCGAAGCAGAGGGUGUGAGUGGGCAAGAGAGAGUGCGCGGGGGUCCAAAGCUCGGGUCUGAAAAGGAGACGGAUCAAGAGAACCCAGAGGGUCGUCCUGUUUUGCCUGUUGCGUCUGGAAUUGGACGCCAUGCUAGUGCUGCGGCUUGGGCGAUGGAAGGUGUCUGGUUGUGGCAGAGAGGAGGUGGUGGAGAUCGAGGAUUCUUGAAACCAGGUCAAACGCGGCCGCGUUAA